This is a messenger RNA of Melanotaenia boesemani (Boeseman's rainbowfish), 2922 nucleotides long. RefSeq names its product N-alpha-acetyltransferase 35, NatC auxiliary subunit (gene naa35). Lineage: Eukaryota; Metazoa; Chordata; Actinopteri; Atheriniformes; Melanotaeniidae. The transcript has 23 exons. Gene Ontology annotation, cellular component: NatC complex. The record is from RefSeq and is a predicted model, not a curated record. The coding region runs from base 354 to 2528 and encodes 724 amino acids. Gene Ontology annotation, biological process: N-terminal peptidyl-methionine acetylation.
UUACUCAUUUAAAACCUAAAAACGGGUCGGUGCCGAACCUAACACAAGAGGAAGGUUAAGCCAUUAUAAAGAGGACAAAAAUGUUAGAAAGUCUAGAUCAGUUAAAACCAAAUUUUGACCUUCAAUGCGUAAUGUUAAUGAGUUCAGUAAGGCUUUUCCAGAGCUUGUAGAUUAAGACUGCAACAGCUCAUCGCCCUCUCUAGUACUAAACACGUUUAGCCAGGUGACCGGAUAAUGGAAGAUCACGCUUGGCUAAGUCUGGGCCACAGACGUAGCCUUUGGUCUGCCUAUACGUUCUUUAAAAAGUUGGAAAGAUGACAUGCCAACAAGGUUGACUUGUACAUAAAGUCGCCAUGGUGAUGAAAUCAACAGUUGAGGAUGAUGACACCGGCUGGGGGCUGGGCAUCCCAGAAAAGAUGAAGAACAAUGCAAACUGGGUUGAUAUUACUCAUGAGUUCAAGGGUGCUUGCAAAGAGUUGAAUCUUGGAGAGUUGCUUCAUGACAAACUGUUUGGCCUGUUUGAGGCCAUGUCGGCUAUAGAAAUGAUGGAUCCUAAGAUGGAUGCUGGAAUGAUUGGAAACCAGGUCAACAGGAAAGUUCUCAAUUUUGAGCAAGCUAUUAAGGAAGGUGCCAUCAAAGUUAAAGAUCUCAGUCUUCCUGAACUAAUUGGGAUCAUUGACACAUGUUUCUGCUGUUUGAUAACAUGGCUGGAGGGUCACUCAUUGGCCCAGACUGUUUUCACCUGCCUGUAUGUCCAUAACCCAGACCUUAUUGAGGAGCCAGCUCUAAAAGCUUUUGCCCUGGGCAUGCUGAAAGUGUGUGAUAUUGCACGAGAAAAAAUUAACAAGGCAGCUGUUUUUGAAGAGGAGGAUUUCCAAGCCAUGACCUAUGGUUUCAAGAUGGCCAAUAAUGUCACAGACCUGCGAGUGACCGGUAUGCUAAAAGAUGUGGAGGAUGAGUUACAGAGGAAAGUUAAGAGCACACGCAGCCGACAGGGUGAGCAGCGAAACCCAGAGGUUGAGCUGGAGCACCAGCAGUGCCUGGCAGUUUUCAACAGAAUCAAAUUCACACGCCUUCUACUGACUGCUCUGAUUGCCUUCACCAAGAAGGAGACCAGCUCAGUAGGUGAAGCCCAGAAGCUUGUGGCUCAGGCAGCUGACCUGCUAUCACCUAUUCAUUCCAGUAUUCAACAUGGCAUCCAGUCACAAAAUGACACCACCAAAGGAGAUCACCCCAUCAUGAUGGGUUUUGAGCCUCUUGUUAACCAGAGACUGCUGCCUCCCACUUUUCCUCGAUACGCCAAGAUCAUUAAGAGGGAAGACAUGGUGGCCUACUUCAGCAAGCUUAUAGAACGCAUCAAGACUGUGUGUGAUGUGAUCAACACCACAAACCUGCAUGGCAUACUGGACUUCUUCUGUGAAUUCAGCGAGCAGUCUCCCUGUGUGCUCUCCAGAUCUCUUCUGCAGACAACGUUCCUAAUUGACAAUAAGAAGGUUUUUGGCACUCACCUCAUGCAGGACAUGAUUAAGGAUGCACUAAGAUACUUUGUCAGCCCACCUGUCCUCUCUUAUAAGUGUUGUCUGUUCAACAACCAUCAGGCCAAGGACUACAUUGACUCCUUUGUUACACACUGCUCCAGGCCUUUCUGCAGCCUCAUCCAGAUCCAUGGACACAACCGAGCUCGACAGAGAGACAAGCUGGGGCACAUUCUCGAGGAGUUUGCUACACUGCAGGAUGAAGCUGAGAAAGUGGAUGCAGCUCUGCACAGCUUACUGAUGAAACUUGAGCCUCAGCGACAACACCUAGCCUGUCUUGGCACCUGGAUCCUCUACCAUAACCUGAGGAUCAUGAUCCAAUAUCUGCUGAGCGGUUUUGAACUGGAGCUUUACAGCAUGCAUGAAUACUAUUACAUCUACUGGUACCUGUCUGAGUUCCUUUAUGCAUGGUUGAUGUCUACUCUAAGUAGAGCUGACUCCUCUCAGAUGGCAGAAGAGCGCAUUCUAGAGGAGCAGCUAAAAGGACGCAGCAGCAAAAAAGCCAAGAAGAAGAAAAAAGUUCGUCCACUCAGCAAAGAGAUUACCAUGAGUCAAGCAUACCAGAAUAUGUGUGCUGGCAUGUACAAGACAAUGGUAGCUUUGGACAUGGAUGGUAAAGUACACAAGCCUCAGUUUGAACUGGACAGCGAGCAAGUUCGCUAUGAGCAUCGUUUUGCCCCCUUCAACAGCGUGGUCACCCCCCCACCUGUGCAUUACAUCCAAUUUAAGGAAAUGUCAGACCUGAAGAAGUACAACCCUCCACCUGGCUCUGCAGACCUCUACCUGGCAGCUAGCAAACACUUUCAACAGGCCAAGCUCAUCCUAGAAAAUGUGCCAAGCCCAGACCCUGAGGUAAACCGCAUAUUGAAGGUGGCCAAACCCAACAUUGUAGUUAUGAAGCUCCUGGCUGGAGGACACAAAAAGGAAACCAAGGUGCUCCCAGAGUUUGACUUCUCAGCUCACAAGUACUUCCCUAUUGUCAAGAUCAUUUGAUUCCUUCCUACUCCACACAGUGGCACUCUCCUCCUUACCCUGGAUUAAGUGUGCAGUGACCCCGACUCUGUCCACAUCUAAACAAGUGUGUGAUAAGCCCAACUGUAAUGUCAUGAAAUGAGUGUCCGAUCAUUUUAUUUUGUUUAGUUUUUUCCCACCUGAAUGAGAUGUAUGAGAAACCAGACCAGAGAACUCACAACUGGACCUACAUAAGAAACAGUAUCUACAAAUGCAUCUGUGAAAGUUUGUGUGUGUGUGUGAGUCUUAGACAAGACAAAGUGUGAUUGUGUUAAGAAGUAGCAGAUGGAAGCUGACACCAGAACAGUCUUGUGAAGGCUUGACAAGAAUGCUGUAAUGAUGAUGGGUGCGUAUCAUUAAAUAAUAUAAAACCUCA